CAGGCCCAGCUCCGGGGAGACGGCCCAGCAGGGCUGGAGGGGCGGCCCGGGGGAAAGGCGCUGCUGCUGGGGGAUGUAGGGCAAACCCCGCCCUUGUGCCUGUCUCCCCAGAUCCGUAAAACGGUGACCGUGCCACUUCCUCCGGAAAGCCCUUUGGAUGCCGAGAGGGUCCCUGGCGGGGGUGCUGGAGAUGGAGCGCAGCGUCACCGCAGUGCUGGGCCAGGACGUGGUGCUGCCGUGCCGCUAUCGGGCGCAGGAGGGCGAGAAGGUGGUGCAGGUGACGUGGCUGAAGCAGGGCGCCGACGGGCAGAAUGUGGAGGUGGCGGUGCUGAACUUGGAGUACGGGGAGCACGUCCAGGAGCCCUACGCGGGGCGGGUGCUGCGGCGGGCACCGGGGCCGCUGGAGGACGGUGCCAUUGUGCUGAAGAACGCCGUGCAGGCCGAUGAGGGCGCCUACGAAUGCCGCCUCAUCACCUUCCCCUCGGGCAACUUCCAGGACAGCAUGACGCUCAGCGUGCUGGUGCCCCCGCUGCCAUCCCUGAACCCCGGCCCCCGGCUGGAGGAAGGGCAGGGGAGGACGCUGGCCGCCUCCUGCACAGCCGAGGGCAACCCCAUGCCCACCGUGACCUGGGAGACGCAGGUGCACGGCACCAACAGCACCCGCCAGUCCUUGCACCCCCGCUCGGCCUCCGUCACCAGCGAGUUCUUCCUGGUGCCCGGGCGCAGCAUGAACGGCAAGACGCUCACCUGCGUCGUCAGCCACCCGGGGCUGCCGCACGAGAAGAGGAUCACCCACGUGCUGAAUGUCGCCUAUCUCUCGGACGCCUCAGUGCGAGGGCACGAGGAGGAGGAGGACUGGCAGGCGGGCAAGGAGGGCGUCUCGCUGAAGUGCCUUGGCGAGGGCAACCCCCCACCCACCUACAACUGGACCCGGCUCAACGGCCCCAUGCCCGAAGGAGUGAAGGUCAAGGGGGCCACCCUCCUCUUCCAGAAACCCCUCACCCCCGACGACACAGGCGUCUACAUCUGCCAGGUCGCCAACAGGUUUGCGGCCAAGGAGGUUCGGGCCAGCAUCAGCAUAAAAGCAGAGAGCGAGCUGCAGAAGGUGAACGUGGUCUCGGCCUCGGUGGUGGUGGUGGGCGUCAUCGCGGCCGUGCUGCUCUGCCUGCUGGUCCUGGUCGUCGUGUUCAUGACCCUCUACCACCGACGGAAAACCAGGCGCAUCUCCGAGAAAUAUGAGGAGGAGCUGACCCUAACGAGGGAGAAUUCCAUCCGGCGCCUGUACUCCAGCCACAGCGCCAGCACCCGCAACCAGACAGAGGAAACCCUGCACCUGCGGGGGGACAGCCGGCAGGGAAGCCUGCGGGGGGACAGCCUGCGCGGCACCAGCAUCUGCUCCGUCAUGAUGCUUGGGCAGGAAGUUAGCUUGGAGGCAGCAGAACUCACUUCCUGCCGGGUGCCGAUCCCCAGCCCUGACAGCGAACAGGAGUGCAACGGUGCAACGCGUUUUACGUCAGGCCUGGGCCUCGGCAGCUUCCUCUCUUGGGUGCUGCUUCCGCUGCUGAGCCGCCCGGCCGGGGGCUCCCCACACCCUGGGGCUGAGCUUUCAGGGCUUCGUUCCCAGGCCACAGACUCUCUCUGGACUGAUUUCUCGUUUGGAUCCAGCCCAAGCGAAGAUUUCGGCAGCCAGAGGUUGAUGCUGUAG
Molecule: messenger RNA, 1705 nt
Organism: Terrapene triunguis (Three-toed box turtle)
Lineage: Eukaryota; Metazoa; Chordata; Testudines; Emydidae
Gene: NECTIN4
Product: nectin cell adhesion molecule 4
Exons: 9
Coding region: 158-1705 (515 amino acids)
Biological process (GO): heterophilic cell-cell adhesion; homophilic cell-cell adhesion
Cellular component (GO): adherens junction
Source: RefSeq, a predicted model, not a curated record